GAGCGCAGAGGCCCCGCGGGACCCGGGAGGGAGGAGCCGGAGGAGGUCGCUCCACUCUCCUGUGAUGAGCGGGCAGGUGAGCGCCCCGGGCAGCUUCCGGAGCCCGCCCUGCAGAGCGAACCCGCACGCGGACUGGAUGUCGGCGCUGAGCCCGCGGCUGUGGGACGUGCCCCUGCACCACCUGUCCAUCCCGGGCAGCCACGACACCAUGACCUACAGCCUGAGCAAGAAGUCGCCCGUGUCCCGCUCGGCGUCGCAGCUGCUGCAGGUGCUCGCCAAGGUCCUGCCGUGCCUCCUGCAGCCCGUGGUGCUCAAGUGGUCGGUCACCCAGGAGCUGGACGUCACGGAGCAGCUGGACGCCGGCGUGCGGUACCUGGACCUGCGGAUCGCACACAUGCCCGAGGGCUCCCCGAAAAACCUGCACUUCGUCCACAUGCUGUACACGACCCUGCUGGUGGAGGACACGCUCACGGAGAUCUCCGAGUGGCUGGAGCGGCACCCCCGCGAGGUGGUCGUGCUGGCCUGCAGGAACUUCGAGGGCCUGAGCGAGGACCUGCACGAGUACCUGGUCUCCUGCAUCAAGAACAUCUUCGGGGACAUGCUGUGUCCCCGCGGGGAGGUGCCGACGCUGCGGCAGCUGUGGGCGCGGGGCCAGCAGGUCCUGCUCUCCUACGAGGAGGAGGGCGCCGUGGGCCGGCACCCCGAGCUCUGGCCGGGGAUCCCCUACUGGUGGGGCAACCAGGUGAAGGCCAAGAAGCUGAUCCGCUACCUGGAGCGCAUGAAGGGCUGCGGCCGCCCAGGCGGGCUCUUCGUGGCGGGCAUCAACCUCACGGAGAACCUCGAGUACAUCCUGGCGCACCCGGCCGCGUCGCUGAGGAACCUGACGCUGCCCAGCCUGCCCCGGCUCAGCGCCUGGGUCCGCGAGCAGCGCCCGGGGCCCGGCCCGCGCUGCACCAACAUCAUCGCCGGCGACUUCGUGGGCACCGGCACCUUCGUCAGCGACGUCAUCCGGCUCAACGACAAGCUGCUGGCGGGCUGACCGCCCCCAUCCUCUCGGCUGACCGGCCCCCGUCGGCCCAGGACGUCCCCCAUCCUCUCGGCUGACCGGCCCCCGUUGGCCCAGGACGUCCCCCAUCCUCUCGGCUGACCGUCCCCCGUCGGCCCAGGACGUCCCCCAUCCUCUCGGCUGACCGUCCCCCGUCGGCCCAGGACCCUCCUCCAUCCUCUCGGCUGACCGUCCCCCGUCGGCCCAGGACCCUCCUCCAUCCUCUCGGCCGCGUCGUCCUGGCCACAUGCGGGCGAGAAGAAUGGGGGGCAGCCGGGCAGGGACCACACCUCCGGGGAACCCCCUGGGGCACCUGCCUUCACGGGUCUCAGUGCUUCUGGGGUGAAUCCAGUGACUGUGCUGAGGGUCACGGGGGGCUGUGGGGUUCAUGGACAAGUCCCCCGGAAUCAUGGGGUUCAGACCCGCUGUCGCCCGUGAGAGACGCUCAGAGGGGACCCCUCACCGGGGCUGCUGGACGCCUCGUAGCAUCGUGUGGGCUGGACGGACUGAGUGCGAUGGCAUCUACGGAGCAAACCCUUUGUCACAAACCAGGAGGCCCUGGCUGGUGUGCUCAGUGGUUAGCGCGUCGGCCGGGGCAUCAAAGGGUCUCGGGUUCGAUUCCGGUCCAGGACCUGGGUUGCCGGCUUGAUCCCUGGACCUGGCUGGGCCCGUGCGGGAGGCAGUCCAUCGACGUGUCUGUG
Messenger RNA from Eptesicus fuscus (big brown bat), 1746 nucleotides. It is a transcript of the gene PLCXD1, whose product is annotated as phosphatidylinositol specific phospholipase C X domain containing 1. Gene Ontology annotation, biological process: lipid metabolic process. Gene Ontology annotation, molecular function: phosphoric diester hydrolase activity. The coding region runs from base 65 to 1039 and encodes 324 amino acids. The record is from RefSeq and is a predicted model, not a curated record. The transcript is spliced from 7 exons. Lineage: Eukaryota; Metazoa; Chordata; Mammalia; Chiroptera; Vespertilionidae.